This is a messenger RNA of Chaetomium fimeti, 958 nucleotides long. RefSeq lists its product as uncharacterized. The record is from RefSeq and is a predicted model, not a curated record. The coding region runs from base 186 to 545 and encodes 119 amino acids. NCBI's taxonomy places the organism in Eukaryota, Fungi, Ascomycota, Sordariomycetes, Sordariales, Chaetomiaceae. The transcript has 2 exons.
CAUUUCUUGGUGGUGCCAUUCACUUCACUGUACAUGUUCUGCUGUUUUGCGUCUUACCUAAACAGGAAGCGCGUUUUUCUUUUUGGAUUUGCGACAUGUCCACUAUGAUUAUUACGACGUUCAAACGAUACCACGUACGUCAAGGAGGUCUUGGACUGAUGGUAUGAACUUAUGAUGGGUGGUGGAUGGAUGGAAAUACCCCGCUUGUUGGAUUGAACAUUUAUCGUUUCGGAGCUUGUUCAUAUCGCGGUGGGCGUCUGCUUAUUCUUUUUUUCCCUUCCUCAUAUACCCACUCCGUGGGCCGUUGGCGGAAAUGUCUUGGAGUUGUUUUCCUUUGUUUUCACAUUUACCACUCACUUACUCUCUCUUUCCUCUCUUCCUUAUUUCAACAAGCUCAUCAUGGACGGCUUCAUGAAAAAUUACGACUGAUACGAACGAUGGGAACGGACGAAACGACCCUUGGAGUUCCAACCCCCUCCCUUCUUUUUAUAUGGGGUAUAUUCUUUUCAACCACAUCGCAUGCCUCGUUACGAGGCGGCGUAUAACUUGACUUGGCGAUUUGGCGACCCUGCAUAGAUGGGAGUUGGGCCUGAAGAUAAAAACGACUGCCCUCCUUGAGGGCGAUGAUGAAUGUUAAUGCGGUGACGCAUUUGAUGCGGGUGAUGGACGUUACGAAGUUUAUAUUGGCGAUUUGGCUACUUAGCUGCUCUAUCUAAUUGCUCAGGAGACAUGCAUUGCACAAGUCAGGCUUUCAACGACUUGUUCGACGCUUGGCAAUUCGUUCCGUUCUCCGCCAUGUAUGUAUUCUGUACUCUUGUCUCGCAUCCCACAAUGCUACACAAUUUGAUUUGAAGCGAAAGCUCAAGAGGGCUGUCCGUUGUAUGCAUUGCCUUGCUGCUCGGGACCUAGGGCUUGGGAGGAAGAUCUGGGCUUCGGGGUCUUCCAAGAUCCCGGCCGG